Messenger RNA from Podarcis lilfordi (Lilford's wall lizard), 11150 nucleotides. Lineage: Eukaryota; Metazoa; Chordata; Lepidosauria; Squamata; Lacertidae. The record is from the annotation of a GenBank genome assembly.
CACAAUUAGAAUUCUAGCAAUUUGUUGCACUGCCCUGAAUCCAUUGUUCCUGGGUGCUGGCAAAGUGCUUCUUGCAAUCCUCUACAAAUUCCUCCAACUAAGCCUCAGUUCCUUGCUUGUUCUCAAACUCAGUUCCGUGCUGUUCUCGAACUCCUUCUUGGCUCUUCAGCUCUCAGGAAUGAUGAAGACACUCCUGAUCUCCUGCCUUCUCUUGACCCUUCUGAAUCCAGGUGAGCAGAACCACAGCUGCUGGGCUGUUCAUCAUGUUUCCAGGAAGGAAUUACGGUAAGGGGGGGUGGGUCAGCCAUUACAGCAGGAGAAGAAAGGAACAAGGACGUGUGCUUCCUUUGAAAGGGAGAGGAAUAAAGCAUAUGGUCAAGCUACAAGGGAUCUUCAAUCAGGAUAGUUUGUUCCCAAUAUUUGUUUUUAUUUAACCAAAUGCAUACUGAGAGGUGCAGUAUCCCGGAGUCCAUUGGGGGAGCAAUGGGGGCAGUUGCCCACUCUUGGAUAAACCAGAAUCCUAGGUCUGAUCUACAACAAAGAGUAUGUUUCUUGAACUUUUUUCCUGUUUGCUUACCUCAUCGUCCACUCAAACUCUACCCCUUCCUCCAGAAACUUUGUUCUCAAUAUUAAAUUUUACCAAAUUCAUACAGAGGUGUGGCAUCCCCAAGUACACUGGGGGAGCAAAAGAGGCAGUAGUUCACUCUUCAAUAAACCAGAAUCCUAGCUGAAAUUUAAAGAAGUGGUGUCCAAAAUUUUUCAAAGAGGGCCAGAUUUGAUGAAGAGAAAAACCAUGGGGGCUGACCAAAGGGCCAACCAAAGUUGUUAAUCUUUUAUUUCGGAGCGGAAUUAUCCUGCCCCCACCCCAUGCAAUCUUUUAGUUUGCUGGUGUUACACACCACCCCAAUCUCUGAGUGGAGUCAGGUCCCAGGGGUACCAGAUGUGCUUACCAGAGUCUGUCAUGUUUGCUGGUGCUGAUGGGAGUUGUAGUACAACAACUUUGGGAGGGUUAAAGGUUUCCCCACACCUUCUCUACUGGUCCUCUCCCUCAGACUGCAGGAGUCAUUUUCUACAAUCAUUCUCUGGUCUAUGCAAGGCCCACCCCUAUUCACAGAGUUUAAGAACUACAGAAGGAAUAUAUAUAGAAAGCAUUAUGUAGCUGAACAAUGGUCCAUCUAGUCUAGCCUCUUGUUCUUGCCAUGGGUGAAGCCCGAAAGCAGGAUCUAUCUGAGUGCAACAGCUCCCUUUCUGCGGUUUCCAGUAACUAGUAUUCAGACAAAUAGUGCCUCCAAUGUCCCAGAAAAAAAAAAAUCAAUUGAGGAUGGUAACCAUGUAUUUAUCUAGUCUGCUUUUGAAGCUAUCCAAGUCGGUGGCCCUUGCUGCCUCUCGCAAGAUGGCGUUUGUGGCAGAAAGUGUUGGGUUCAUGUACCCUGAUUCAGACCUAUUCCCUCUACACAGUUACUAAACUUUUCUAAACCCAUUUUCCCCUGUCUGCAGUGGCAUCUCUGACAUGUGAGUCUUGUUGGAAUGAAGGAAAAGAUUGCAAAAACGCCACCACUGAGGAGUGUGACGAGUCCAGUGAUCAGUCCUGCAUGUCUGCACUUGGAGUAGGCAUACUGUGUAAGUGAGAAGAAUUUUCAACCUCUUUGAGCACCAAAACGUAAACCCCCUAACUCACUUUCUAAGGGCAUAUCUUCGCCCCAAGCCACGGAACAUGACUUUUCAUAAAGUACUGUUCUAGGUUCUGCAUUGCCUGUAGGAGCAGGGAAGAAAUUCAAGGCAGUUCAUAUUUAAAGGUGUGUUUACUCAAUUGGCAGAACAAAACAAAGCCAUCCUUCAGAAUCUGCCCUUCUCCCAUUUUUGCAAUUCACUUGUCCAGCCAUGUAACCAAUAGACAAAUGCACAUACUAGGGUAAAGUGUGCAUAUAAGAAACUACAACAAAAUCCAGCAACAGUCACCUAAUUCAUAAGAAGAGCUAAAAAUAAAGAUAGAAAUGAUGGAUAUCAGUAACAGCAACAAAACAAGCCAAACAAUACCCCAACCCAAGUUUCCGUUCAGCAGCCUCAGCUUUUGUAGUUGGAGUCAGUCUGUCAGUUUCCCAUCUCCCAGGCCAAGUGAAAAAUGACCUGCAAGGCAGAGAGCUAAUCCGCCAGGAUUCACAGCCAAUAUGGUCAACAAACAUCCCCCCACCCCCAUGGGGGAAACCAUGACUGCUUAAAUCAGUAUGACCCGGCAGAUAGGGCCUAAGAGUGAAAAUAACAUUCACACGAAAUGUUGAUGGGGGGGGGGAGUUGGAAACUGAUAGGAAAAUGUGGAGAAAUGAACUUCCCAUGAAACCUCCUGAACUGAUCCCAUUCAAGAAGCAGAAGGGUGGUAGAAACCUCUGGACAGCCAAAGGUUCUCCAUUCCUGACUCACAUUCAACAAAUAGAUAAAACUGGAGAAAUCUCUUUCUGCUUCAAGCAGGGCCUGCUCAACACAACUGGAUACCUGAGGCAAACCAUAAAAUGCUCCCCACCCCUGGAAGAAAGGGUGACUGAAGAUUAGGCCUGGGCGAUUUAUUGAUAUAUCACCCCAGUACCGGUAUGAGGGGCAGACCGUGAUGACAGAUUCACUCAGCAGUAAAUCGGUGGGGGAAACCCCACCUAUCCUGAGUCCCUCUGCCUCCAGCACGCAGCACGCUGAGGAAAAACUAAAAAAGCUGCAGCCUGGAGCUGGAGGCAGAGGGACUCAGGAGGGGUGGCAGUUUCAUGAAAGAUAUAUCGCUGAGUGAAAUCACCAUCAUGGUCUGUCUCUCAUACCGGAAGUGGGAGAAAGAAGCUGCAUGACGAGGCUUAUAAAGGUUAUUCCUCCCUCCCUCCUUAAACUGCUUGGGUUAAGAGCACACCGCUGCCCUCGCCUCAGCCAAGCAAUUUUGCAAAAACCACAAAUGACCACUGGCACACAUGAGCCAGUAGUGGGGCGGGGACUCAGUUAUAGUGCUCUCCUUCCCCAGCUGCAAGAGCCUGGGUGGAGUGCAGGCUCCAGGCAGAGACAGCCUUGGCUGCCACCUGGCUGCCUUUUUCAGCACAGGAGGAAAGACGGAACCCACUCUGCCAGUCGAAGGCAGCCAAGCAGUGCAGGCAGCCCUGCAAGGGAUAGAUAGGGUGGCUUUGCAGCCUGAGCUUUGCAAAUGACCACCCCACAAGGAAAGAGGCAGUGUGCCUGCACGGGCACCAGCGAGGCGGUUGGAGCCUCAGAAAGGAGCUCCAAGGUGGUAUUUGCUUAAAUGUAUAGAGUUCAAGAUAAGGUAUGUUGAAAAUGUAAGGAGAGGGAAGGGAACUUCUUUCAUAUGUGGUGGAUGCGUCCUAAGUGGAAUGUGAUAUAUAAUGAACUGAAAAAGAUUUUCAAAAAUAAUUUUAGUAAAAAAACUAAAGGCUUUUUUAUUAGGGAUAAUAGGUGAAAAAAUUCCCCGAAAGACAUAAAUAUAUUUAUGUAUGCUUCCGCGGCAGAAAAGAUACUUUUAGCCCAGAAAUGGAAGCAGCAGGAACUUCCAACGUUGGAAGAAUGACAGACAAAGAUGAUUGAAUACGCUGAGCUGGGGAGACUGACGGGAGAAAUCCGAAACCAGCGAGACAAAGCGUUUGAAAAGGACUGGAGUAAAUUUGUACAAUAUAUGAAUGAACAUUACAAACUUUUUAAAACAUUUACAGGAUUGAUUUAAAAUAUUUUGUUAGGUUAUGAUUUGAUACCUGGAUAUAAAUAUUAGAAGUAAGUCUUUUAAGUAUGGAGAUAAAGUAAACAGGGUGAUUUAGACAUGAGAAGAUAAAAGUGAUUGCAUGUGGAAGUCAGGGAGGGGGACGGGAGGAAGUCAAUGCUCAAUUUGAGCAUAGAUAUAUGUGAUGAGGAAAUUUUAUUUGGUUGUUAUAAAGGAAAAAAGAAAUUUUAAUAAACAUAUUAAAAAAGAAAAAGGAAGAAGCUCCAAGGUCCCUGCAAUGAACAACAGGGACAUGGGGUGGCUCAAAUGGGGGAGAGGAACUGACAAGGAGGUGGCAGAUCUUGCCUCCAAGGAUCACACCACAGCUUCAAAGGCAGCAGCAUCAGGCAAUGCUUUUAUUGGUGGUCAGAUCGCAUGCCCCUGUGGAUCCUGCCACAUAAAGGUAAAGGGACCCCUGACCAUUAGGUCCAGUCGUGACUGACUCUGGGGUUGCGGCGCUCAACUCGCUUUAUUGGCCGAGGGACCCGGCGUACAGCUUCCGGGUCAUGUGCCAGCAUGACUAAGCCGCUUCUGGCGUACCAGAGCAGCGCACGGAAACACCUUCCCACCGGAGUGGUACCUAUUUAUAUAAUUGCACUUUGAUGUGCUUUCAAACUGCUAGGUGGGCAGGAGCCUCAUGGGUGGACCAGCCCUAUCUCCAGGUCUAGUUAUUUCCUUUUCCAAUUUUUUCUUUUAAAGCACUUUUGGGGUCAAAAAUGGUUAUCAAGUCCUGCAUCAAUACAGAGUUGUGCGAUGCAGACUAUGCCAGUUCCUCCAUAACCUCAUCAAUGUACAUCCAGAGCAAGAUCUCCUGCUGCAAGACAGAUAUGUGCAACAGUGGACCUCCUGAAAGUAAGUAUCAUCAUCAGGAAAGAUGAUCUCACAAAACUCAAGCAAUGAGAGAGCUCAAAGAAAGACAAACAAGUUUUUGGCAGUAUCCUGAUGUCAGGGACUGGCUAGACAAGGAGGAGUGGUGGCAGCCAGUCGCUCCAGGAGGUGCCUGAGGGCGACAAUAGGAAAGAAGAUUUCAAACUUGAUUCAGAUUGGUGGGACAGGGAGGAGCCACUGACAGAGGGAACCAGAAGGGAAGCAUUGGAGCCAUAGUAUGGGGGUGGGGGGAACUAAUAGAAUAAAACUCAAAAUCCCAAUAAGAAGAUUACUUGAACAGCAUACAGCAUCUAUUAGCAAAAAUUACAAGGGAGCAUCACAGUUUUACCUUAGUCCUAGAAACACCCCUCCCGUAAUUUUACUCACAGUUGCUCUCCUACAGCAGCUUCUGGUAUUUGCAUCCUAUGCUUUUCUCCAAAACGCUUUAGCUCCCACUCACCAUUUUAGCCUCAAAAUAUCCAGUUAAAUAGGUUAAACUGAGAAAUGGUUCCUGGCCCCAGGCCACUAAGCAAGUGUCAUGGCUACAGUGGAAUUUGAACCCUGGUCUCCUAGAUUCUGGUCCAACCCUCUAACCACUACACUUCACUGGUUCAUUGGUUUCCCGGAGUUCUAGCCCCCAAACCUAGAGUGACCCAUCUUCUUUGAUGCAUUUUCAUUUGUAGAGAUAUUUUGAGUGGGACAGGCCCCUGUCCUUCUUGUAUGGGAGGGAACUGAUUUCUUUUAGGUUUGCAUUCAAGGAAUUAAUAUCUUCAGGUUAAAGCUGAAGAUAUAGUCAAUGCAAUGGGCUCCAGUACCACCUAAUUACUAAGCUAUAGAGGAACACUAUCUAUUUUUUUUUAUAAGAUAUUUAUUAAAGUUUAGACAUUACAAAGAAGAGAAGAGAGAAACAAAAGAAAAAUACAAGCAAUAAACAAUUACAAAGCCUCAAAAACAAAAAUGAAUACAGUAAUACAAAACAUCAACAAUACAAAAAAGAAAAAAAAGAAAAAACAAAAGCAUUUAAAAAACCCAAAAGAGAACAAACAAACAUAAAAAGGACCCCAUAUUUUCAUAUCUUUAUCUUUCAUUUGCUUAUUUCCUCGACUUCCUCACACCUCCUUUUUUGUAUUCUAGUUCAAUUAAUUAUUCCAGCAAGUCCUUUCCCUUUUUCUCAAAUUUAGUUCCAUAAUUUAUCUUAACGCAAUUUAGACUUAAAUUUACAUCUUUACCCAAUGUCAAUUUAUUCAUACUUAAUUCUUUAUAGUAUUUCUACUAAAGUCAUAUAGCUUCUUUCCAGCAUCCUUCUAACAUUCAUUAAUUUUAGAGUAUUUCUGUAAAUAUACUUUAAAUUUUUUCCAAUCUUCUUCCACCGACUCUUCUCCCUGGUCUCGGAUUCUGCCAGUCAUUUCCGCCAAUUCCAUGUAGUCCAUCAGCUUCAUCUGCCAUUCUUCCCUGGUAGGUAGGUCUUGUGUCUUCCAGUGCUUAGCAAUGAGUAUUCUUGCUGCUGUUGUGGCAUACAUGAAAAAAACUCUGUCCUUCUUUGGCAUCAAUUGGCCCACCAUGCCCAAGGGAAAGGCCUCUGGUUUCUUCAAGAAGGUAUGUUUAAAUACCUUUUUCAGUUCAUUAUAUAUCAUUUCCCAGAAGGCCUUAAUCUUUGGGCAUGUCCACCAAAGAUGAAAGAAUGUACCUUCAGUUUCUUUACAUUUCCAGCAUUUAUUGUCGGGCAAAUGAUAGAUUUUUGCAAGCUUGACUGGUGUCAUGUACCACCUGUAAAUCAUUUUCAUUAAAUUCUCUUUUAAGGCAUUGCAUGCCGUAAACGUCAUGCCAGUGGUCCAUAACUGUUCCCAGUCAGCCAUCAUAAUAUUAUGUCCAACAUCCUGUGCCCAUUUAAUCAUAGCAGAUUUCACCAUUUCAUCGUGAGUAUUCCAUUUCAACAGCAAGUUAUACAUUCUUGACAAAUUCUUAACUUUAGGAUCUAACAAUUCUGUUUCCAGCUUUGAUUUUUCCACUUGAAAACCUAUUUUUUUAUCCUGAUUGUAUGCCUCCAUUAUUUGAUAAUAAUGGAGCCAAUCUCGCACUCUGUUUUUUAAUUUUUCAAAGCUCUGUAAUUUUAAUCUGUCACCCUCUUGUUCCAAAAUUUCCCAAUACUUCGGCCAUUUGGCCUCCAUAUUGAGUUUUUUCUGGGCCUUUGCCUCCAUAGGUGACAGCCAUCUUGGGGUUUUAUUUUCUAACAAAUCCUUGUAUCUUAUCCAGACAUUAAACAGUGCUUUUCUUACAAUAUGGUUUUUAAACGCUUUGUGUGCUUUGACCUUAUCAUACCACAAAUAUGCAUGCCAACCAAAUACAUUAUUGAAACCUUCCAAAUCCAAAACAUCCGUAUUUUCAAGAAGCAUCCAUUCUCUCAGCCAGCAAAAAGCAGCUGAUUCAUAGUAAAGUUUUAAGUCUGGCAGGGCAAAUCCACCUCUUUCUUUAGCAUCAGUUAAAAUCUUAAAUUUUAUACGAGGCUUCUUGCCCUGCCAGACAAAUCUGGAAAUAUCUCUCUGCCACUUCUUGAAACAGUCCAUUUUGUCCAAAAUUUGCAGUGACUGAAACAGAAAUAACAUUCUUGGCAAUACAUUCAUUUUUAUCACAGCAAUUUGGCCUAGCAACGAUAGCUUCAAAUUUGACCAUAUUUCUAAGUCUUUUUUCACUUCAGUCCAGCAUUUUUCAUAGUUAUCCUUAAAUAAAUUCACAUUCUUAGCAGACAUAUUGACCCCUAAAUAUUUCACUUUCUUAACCAGUGUCAGACCUGUCUCCCUCUGAAACUUCUCUCUCUCAAUCACAUUCAGAUUUUUCUCCAGAACUUUAGUUUUCAUCUUAUUCAGCUUAAAACCUGCUACCUGGCCAAAUUCUUGAAUCAGUUCUAAUACUCUUUUCGUACUUGAUUCUGGCUCCUGUAAAGUCAAUACUAAGUCAUCUGCAAAUGCUUUCAGUUUGUACUGUUUAGCUCCCAUUUGUAUACCUUUAACCAAUUGGUCCCUUCUAAUCAUAUUUAACAGAACCUCCAGGACUGAAAUAAAAAGCAAUGGAGAGAUUGGGCAGCCCUGUCGUGUUCCUUUCUCAAUCUUGAAUUCUUCCGUCACUACGUUAUUCACAAUUAAUUUAGCCUUUUGUUCUGAAUAAAUUGCACCUAUACCAUUUCCAAAACUUUUACCAACCCCCAUCCCCGAUAAAUUCUUCUUCAUAAAACUCCAAUAAAUAUUGUCAAAGGCUUUCUCCGCGUCCACAAAAAUCAGAACUGCUUUAGUAUUAAUCUUCACUUGUAGCUUUUCUAGAAUAUUAAUUAUAUUCCUCGUAUUAUCAGACAAAUGCCUGCCCGGGAGAAAGCCCGCUUGGUCUCUAUGAAUUUCUUCUGCUAACACCUUUUUUAAUCUUUUAGCCAAAAUAUCUGCAAAAAUUUUAUAAUCCACAUUAAGCAGUGAUAUGGGACGGUAGUUUUUAAGUUGCGUCUUUUCAGACUCUGAUUUUGGUAUAAGUGUAAUAUAUGCUUCUUUCCACGACUCAGGUGCCCUUUUCCCUUCCAAUAUUUCAUUACAGACUUCCUUUAAUGGUUGUAUUAACCAUUCUUUCAAGGUUCUGUAGUAUCUAGAAGUCAGUCCACCCGGUCCUGGAGAUUUACCUAAUUGCAUAUUCUGAAUGGCCCCUUCUACUUCCUGAUCCGUUAUUUUAUAAUCAAGCAUUAAUUUAUUUUCUUGAGAAAUUUUUUGUAGUCCAUUUAUUUCCAGGAAUUUAUCGAUGUCCAUUUCAUUCUGCUUUUCUUGUGUGUAUAAUUGUUUGAAAUACCUCUGGAAGCACCUUCUAAUUUCAGCUGGAUUCUGUAUAUUCUUUCCUUCCACUUCCAGAUUCGUAAUAGUAUUUAUUUUUUGUCUUUUUUUCAAUUGCCAAGCCAGCAGUUUCCCACACUUAUUUGCCAAUUCAAAUGUCUUUUGUCUCAUCUGUUUAAUCUUCCAUUCUAUUUCCUGGUUCAUCAUUUUCAUAUAUUGUACUUGGUAAAGCUUUAUUUCUUUUAAAAUCUCCUGGGACUUUGGUUUCACCCUCUGUUUCUUCUCUCCUUCCUUUAUUUUUUCCAAAAUUUUAUCUUUUUUCUCAUUUUGCCUUCUCUUCUUAAUUGCAUUCUGUUGUAUCAAAAAACCUCUCAUUAUGGCUUUACUUGCGUCCCAGAUUACUCUUUUUUCCACUGUAGUGUUCAUAUUUAUCUCAAAAUAGUCUUUCAAAGUUUUUUGGGCCUUUUUGAUAAAUUCAUCAUUCCUAAACAAAGAGUCAUUCAUCCUCCAUCUGAAGGAACCAAUAAGUGCAUUAUUAGCUGGCAUUUUUUCUUAGGUGAAAUCAUGAUUUUACCAAAACUAAGCACAUGUUUUCCCAGAAGUGUUUUUAAAGUAUAAAACUACUAAGAGCUUUCUUUCUCCUUCCCACUCUAAGGAAGAGGGCCAUUUUGUAGAAUUUUAUCAUCAUUUGUGUGCAUCUGUGGCUGCCAUUUUGUCUCUCAGAAUGUCACCCAAUGCUGCUCAGUGCUAAGCCCAAUUGCUUAAAGUGGUAUCCCUGGGGAGAAGAGUCGGUGGAAGAAGAUUGGAAAAAAUUUAAAGACUAUUUACAGAAAUACUGUAAAAUUAAUGAAUGUUAGAAAAAUGUUGGAAUGAAGUUAUAUGGCUUUAGUAGAAAUGUUAUAAGGAAUUAAGUACAGAUAGGUUAAUAGAGCAUUAAAGGAAAAAUAAGGUUAGAAUGAACUAAGAUAAUUAUAGGAUAGAAAACAGAGGAAGAUGGAAAGGAAUUGCUGAAAUAAUUAACAGAAGUGGAAUACAAAAAGGGAGGUGUGAGGAGGUCGUGGAAACAAGUGAAUGAAAGAUGGGAUAAUGAAAUUGUUUGAUUUAUUUUAUUGUUUUUGUUUUGUUUUGUCAAUUUGAUGUGUUGUAUUGUAUUGCCUUUUUAGUGUUUAAGUUUUUGGAAAAAUAAUAAAUAUUAUUUAAAAAAAUAAAAUAAAGUGGUAUCCCUGUGCUUGAAAUGUAUGCUGUGAAUGUGGCCCCAGUCAGAAAUCUCUUGCACCAUGCCUUAAUGUAUCCCUGGAUGAAUGGAGCAUGGCUGAAGUGCUGGAAGGUAAUAGGCAUCCAUCUUGGAAGGAGUACAAUUCCUACCCCUCACAUACAACAAGUUGUGGUUUGCAUCUGCAAAAGAAAUACAUUGACUAACUGCGAUGUUGGUGUGGUGAUUGUUUUCCAGUGCCUGAGAGUGAGACGAGGGAGCCCAAUGGGCUGAAGUGCCCGAGUUGCAUCAACAUCUUGUCAGACGAGUGCGAGGGCUUGAAGACCGUCAGCUGCAGAAAUGAGGAGGAUCAAUGCUUCUACGUUGGGGGUCGCAUGAAGUUCGGUGAGUCUUGUAUGAUGGAGUGCAGCUAGAGCCCCAUCUGUACUAUGCAGUUAAAGCAGUAUCACGCCACUUUGAGCCGUCAUGGCUUCCUCUAAAAGAUGCCAGGAUACUUUGUUUAUUAAGGGUGCUGAAAGUUAUUAGGAGACCUACGUUGCCCUCACAGAAUAAGGGGAUGGGCAGGAGCCCAAGGAGGAGGGAUGUGUGCGCAGGGAGGUGGGAGGAGGAGGAGAAUACAGGGAAGGGGCUAGUGAUUUCUGCGGUUCUUGUCUGGAACCCUAUGCCUCUUUAUUCCAUUUCCCCCCCAGCAAAACCUUAAAAGCCCAUUCAGAUAGGCACAUUCUCUAUUCCCUUUUGCUGUUCAUUCCAAUGAGUUUUAAAUGUUUUAAUGGUUUUAACUGCUAAUAUAAAUAUUUCUUGUAAACCCCUAACAGUUUUUACUACAAACAAGCGAUAUACAGAUUUUGUUAAAUAAAAAUACAUCUUAAAAAUUGCACUUUAAAUUGGAGGGGGGGGCAGGAUGGAAACCCACAGGCCCAGGGGCCAAAGGCAUUCCUCUUGGACUCUUUCUCUCUGGCCCUUCGGAUCCUACUUAGCCACACCUCCUUUCCCUAGGCCACACCACUCACAAGCCCCACUUCAUACCCUACCUGUAUACUUUGGCCUGGCUGGAUUGUUGCCCCUGAACUCUUGUUAACCUGGAGGGAGGACAGAGAGGGGGGUUUGAAUGUAUGUAUAAAAUGGCCUGCCGUGUAAAGGUGAAUUUUACUUCUGUUUCCAUUGGCAUGUGGACCUCCCAGAAGGUCACCCAGACUGGAAAAAGGCUCUUGGUCUGAGAAAAGUUGCCCACCCUUCUGUUUGAGGGAGAGGGUUUUGGAUUCAAAAAAUAUAUGUUUGUGUUUUUCCCAACAGGGGAAAGCAGUCUGAGGGGCGCUAUCCGAGGCUGUGGAACAGCUAGUUUGUGUGACUACUAUGAGGGGUUGCUGGAGACUGAUCUUGAAUCAUUAGGAGUUGAGAUCACUCAAUUUGAGUGCACUGAAGCAAUGGACGAGGAUUCCAAUGAGCUGUAGCUGAGAGAAGGCAAACCACCACCGCCCAGAAGAACCCACCAUUUAUGGAAAUUGGAGGCCUAGUGGUUGAAGCAGGGGAG